GAACAGGAUUUGUACCUGCCUGGACGAGCACGAGGUCGCCAGUCUCCAGUCUCCACGCUGCCCUUCUCUUCCCCACUCGCCAGUCGCCACCGCGCACCUUGGAUCGAUCGUUCGUUCGUUCAUUCCAGGAGUAAAAUACUAAAAUGGCGAUGGCGGCGGCGAGGAGAGCGCUCCUGGCCCACCUCCGCGUGCCGGCGGUCCACCCUGCGGCGGCGGGAGGGACUAUCCCCGCGGCACGGAGGCUCCUGUCGUCGACGACGGAGGAGACGAAGGGGUCGUUCCUCGACAAGGGCGAGGUCGCCGACCGCGUCCUCUCCGUCGUCAAGAACUUCCAGAAGGUCGAACCCUCAAAGGUGACACCUACUGCCCAUUUCCAGAAGGACCUUGGACUCGAUAGCUUGGACACUGUCGAGGUUGUGAUGGCGUUUGAGGAAGAAUUUUCCUUUGAGAUCCCUGACAAUGAAGCAGAGAAGAUUGACUCCAUCAAGACAGCUGUUGACUUCAUCGCCUCACAUCCUCAAGCAAAAUAAGAGGAUUUCCUUUUUCUUAUUUCAACGUGCGUUUGCAUCCAGAACCUGUAUGCCACAUGGGACCAGUUUUCUGUAGCUUGCCUCAGUAGAUAGGAAGUCAUUUCUUUAUCUUUCUGAAUCUGUUGGAAUAAAACGUGUACCAAACGAUUUUUUGUGUUCUUGUGCCCCCAUGUGAUGCGUGUGAACUGUGGAACACACGGUGCAUGGAAACCCUCAUUAGUAAACUAAUACAGAGGUCCAUUUGGGAUUUCUUCGAAAGGGUGAAGUACAUUUUCAA
Sorghum bicolor (sorghum) is the source of this 807-nucleotide messenger RNA. RefSeq names its product acyl carrier protein 2, mitochondrial. The coding region runs from base 144 to 530 and encodes 128 amino acids. The transcript has 2 exons. Gene Ontology annotation, molecular function: acyl binding; acyl carrier activity. Gene Ontology annotation, biological process: fatty acid biosynthetic process. Gene Ontology annotation, cellular component: mitochondrion. The record is from RefSeq and is a predicted model, not a curated record. NCBI's taxonomy places the organism in Eukaryota, Viridiplantae, Streptophyta, Magnoliopsida, Poales, Poaceae.